Parnassius mnemosyne (clouded apollo) is the source of this 1452-nucleotide messenger RNA. NCBI's taxonomy places the organism in Eukaryota, Metazoa, Arthropoda, Insecta, Lepidoptera, Papilionidae. The record is from the annotation of a GenBank genome assembly.
AUGAAGUGCAGUGCGUGCGGAAAGUUUAUGGCGGCGGCAGAGGGCAUUACGUGUCCUAAAUGCGAUAGAAAAUCACACAGGGCCUGCGUUAAAGUUCCUGAAGGUGUGCAGGUCCAACCUACUUGGUUGUGUCCGGACUGUAAAAUACGGACGCCCCGAAAGUCAGAUCAGAAUACGCCUGUGCGAGGACUUAAUUCCGAGUAUAUUAUCAAGCAAGGCGAAGAGAAACCCCAAAGCCCUGUGGCGCAAGGUUUCAAAGAGUCGGAACUAGCUCUUGAACUACGUAGAUUUAGAGAACUGCGAGAAACCAGGGAAGAAUUUCGAUCUUUCCGACAGAUGUUUGAUUUGCAAGUUCGAAUAAGACCACCUUUGUGGGAUCUAUCUCACGAUUUAUUCAAAGAUAAAGAUGCCAAGCUUCAAGCAUGGUUUGGAGUGUAUAAAGCUCUUUUGCCCGAUUUUAAUGAUUUGUCUGAGAAUGAUAAAAAAGACUUUGAAAAAAGUGUACAACAAAGAUGGAGAACUGCGAGAGAUGCUUACAUGAGAUGCAAAAAUUCUAUGAAAUCUGUGAAAUCGGGAUCGGAAGGCGGAAAGAGAACCAAAUACGUAUUUUUCAAACAUUUACAGUUUCUUGACAAAAAACAUGUUGCCGACACCGAAGAUUCUAUUGAAGAAAAUGAAACAAGAGAAGAUACACAACAAGAUUCAAAUUUAGAGUCUCCAAUCAAUCCACGUUCUACUGAAACAGUAUCCACCAAUCCAGAAACCCAACCACAGUGUUCCAGCCAAGUUAGACAAGAUUCUUCAAACACAACUAAACAAUCUAGCUCUACUCCUAACACAAACCCAUCAAGGAAGCGUAAAAACGCAAAAACUAAUGAAGACAGCUACUUCGAUAAAAACAUCUUGGAGUUUUUAACAAAAAACAGCGAAAUUAUUCAAAAUGACGAUAUGGCAUUUUUUUAUUCUCUUUUACCUUUAACACGGACAUUCGACAAUCGUCAAAAAGUUAUGUUCCGUACUGCAGUAAUGAAUAAAGCCCUGGAAAUUUGUAACUGCCCUUCGUCUAUCACUCCUCUUGCUUCACCAAUGUAUGCAUCUACCUCUCGCCCUGAAUCUUCUACUUCCAGCAUGAAUAUAGCAUCACCAGAAUCUCUACCAUCAGGAUCUCAAGACAUAGUUUUGUAUUCAGUUGAAGAACCUUCGUCUCAAAAUGUAGUGAGAACUAAUCCAAAUAUCGCACAUACAUCACAAAAUUCGGUAAUCACAUCUUUGUCUGCUUCCAGCUUCAAUAUACCAUCACCAGGAUCUCGAGACAUAGUUUUGUAUUCAGUUGAAGAACCUUCGUUUCAAAACGUAGUGACAACUAAUCGUAAUUUCGCUUAUACGAGCACAUCACAAAAUUUGGAAAACCCAUCAUCUGAUUUGUCUCAGUAUAUUAAUUUUAAGCAAUGA